Psylliodes chrysocephalus is the source of this 6722-nucleotide messenger RNA. NCBI's taxonomy places the organism in Eukaryota, Metazoa, Arthropoda, Insecta, Coleoptera, Chrysomelidae. The record is from the annotation of a GenBank genome assembly.
AUUCUUCUUUUUUAGGUAUGAGAGCAGUAAAAUCUGUUUUAAGAGCUGCAGGUGCUCUAAAAUUAAGAUAUCCUAAAGAAAGGGAAGAUAUUUUGGUCCUUAGAUCCAUAAUUGAUAUCAAUUUGGCUAAAUUUUUGGAACAGGAUGUACCUCUAUUCGAGGGCAUUACUUCAGAUUUAUUCCCUGGAGCGGUACUACCGGAACCUGAUUACGUAAUCUUAAACAAAGCCGUUAAAGAUGUUUGCAAAGUGAUGAACAUUCAAUGCGUGCCAUUUUUCUUGCAAAAAGUUCAACAAUUGUACGAAAUGAUCAAUGUCAGACACGGUCUUAUGCUCGUAGGUUAUCCAUUUGCUGGAAAAACAACUUGUUACAGAGUAUUGGGUGAUGCGUUGGGUUUAAUCGAAGAAAGGGGAGGAAUGGACGAACAUAAAGCCGUGUUUAUUAUAAUGAAUCCUAAAUCAAUUACAAUGGGUCAACUCUACGGCCAAUUUGAUCCAAUAUCCCACGAAUGGUCGGAUGGAGUUUUGGCGAUUAGUUUUAGAUUUUUUGCUAUGUCGUCAACUGAGGAUCGUAAAUGGUUAAUUUUCGAUGGCCCGGUAGAUGCUGUGUGGAUUGAAAAUAUGAAUACUGUAUUGGAUGAUAACAAAAAACUAUGCUUAAUGUCCGGUGAAAUCAUUCAAUUAGCCAACACUACCACUCUAAUGUUUGAACCCAUGGAUUUGGAUGUUGCUUCUCCAGCAACUGUAUCAAGAGUUGGCAUGAUCUAUUUAGAGCCCAAGGCUCUAGGAUGGGAACCCAUAUUGUGGUCGUGGUUGAAUGUAUUGCCGCCAUUUAUCAAUAAUGAUUUUUACAAAAUGAUGUUAUUCAAUCUAUUUUUGAGGUUUUGUAAGCCUUUGUUGUGGUUGGUAAAGAAAGGUCUUAAGGAAAUAAGUGGAACUCUAGAACACAAUCUCAUCAGGGCUGUUAUGAAUUACUUCGAUUGCUUCAUGGAUGACUUCUACGAUGAAAAAUACAGAGAUCAGGUGUCAGAUUUAGACGUAAGGGCACAAAUAGAGGGAUCUUUCUUCUUCUCGUGUAUCUGGGGAGUUGGCAGCACUAUUGAUAUUAACAGCCGAGAAAAAUUUAGCUACAUGUUCAGAAUGCUUUUAGAAAAAGAAGUGCCACAACAACUUGCUGAAGCUUUCCCCGAUCUUCCAUAUUUAGUUAAUAAACCUGACAAACCAUACAUUUUCACGAUACCUGUAGCAGAGACAGUUUUCGAUUAUAGGUUUAUCAAAGAAGGCAAAGGAAAAUGGAAACUAUGGACCGACGAGUUAAAUACAUGUCCUCCUAUCCCCAGGGAUAUUCCUGUUAACCAAAUCAUAGUAACUACGGUGGAAACAAUCAGAAACAUUGCCAUAAUGCAAUUGCUGAUCCAACAUGAUAAACACAUGAUGAUAAUUGGUCCCACUGGAACAGGAAAAUCAGUUUAUAUCACGGAUUUCUUGCUGAAGAAGAACACGAAACAAUACAUACCGUUAUUUAUUAAUUUCUCCGCGCAAACAACAGCCAAUCAAACCCAAAAUGUCAUUAUGGCAAAAUUGGACAAACGGCGUAAAGGAGUAUUUGGUCCACCUGUUCUAAAACGGUGUGUAAUAUUUGUUGACGACGUGAAUAUGCCUGUUAAAGAAAUUUAUGGAGCGCAACCACCCAUAGAAUUAUUGAGGCAAUGGUUCGAUCACGAAAUGUGGUACGACCUUAAAGAGAUUGUACCGAUGAAACUUAUUGAUAUUCAGUUUAUGUGCGCUAUGUGUCCUCCAGGCGGUGGAGGUAACGUUAUAACCCCACGAUUCAUGAGACAUUUUAAUCAUGUGUGCAUUGAUGAGUUCCAAGAAUCAGUUUUGAUUAAUAUAUUUGGCAAAAUUAUGCUCUGGCAUCUUGACACAAGGGGCUUCUCUAAAGAAUUUGAUCCAUGCAUCGAGGAAAUCGUAAACGCAACAUUGGAAAUAUUCAGGCAGGCCAGAUUGAAUCUGUUGCCGACACCAGCCAAGUCGCACUAUCUAUUCAAUUUAAGAGAUUUCUCCAGAGUAAUACAGGGAGUGCUACUUUCUGUACCAGAAGCAACGGAAGAUUUGAUAGCCAUGAAAAGAUUAUGGGUACAUGAAGUUCUCAGAGUAUAUUACGAUAGACUUGUCGAUGAUAGUGAUCGUCAAUGGAUUUGCCAAGCUCUACAAGAAAUUUGCAGAACUAAUCUGAAUGAAGAAAUGAAUAACAUGUUUAAAAGAUUAAGGACUGGAUCAGCACCGAUUGGAGAACCAGAAUUACGAAAUUUAAUUUAUUGCGAUUUUGCGAACCCGAAAGCAGAUACUAGAAAUUAUAUAGAAGUACAUAAUAUAGAUGCAUUAACAAAAAUAGUUGAAGGUUAUCUUGCCGAAUUUAACAAUAUGUCGAAGAAACCAAUGAACCUAGUACUCUUCAGGUUUGCCGUUGAGCAUCUGUCGAAAAUUUGCAGGAUUUUAAAACAACCAAGAAGUCACGGACUAUGUGUUGGCGUUGGUGGAUCCGGCCGUCAAUCUGUCACAAGACUCUCUGCUCAUAUUUCCGAAUAUGAAUUAUACCAAGUCGAAAUAACCAGAACCUACGGCGUCGUUGAGUGGCGCGAAGAUAUAAAGACAAUUUUGAGGAAGAGUAGCAGUUCAGAAUUGCCCAGUGUUUUUAUGUUUUCCGACACUCAAAUAAAGGAAGAAGCAUUUUUAGAAGAUCUGAGCAAUUUAAUGAACUCCGGAGAGGUUCCUAAUAUAUUUUCUACUGAAGAAAAAAUGGAGCUCUGUGAAAAAAUGCGGCAGCUCGAUAGGCAAAGAGAUAAAUCUUUACAAACCGACGGUAGUCCUCCUGCCUUGUACAAUUUCUUUGUACAGAUUGUAAGAGAACAAUUGCACUUGAUUUUGACUAUGUCUCCUAUAGGAGAGAGUUUCAGGAAUAGAGUGAGAAAAUUCCCCGCAUUAGUGAAUUGUUGUACAAUCGAUUGGUUCCAAGCAUGGCCUGAAGACGCUUUACUAGCCGUGGCCACUAGAUUUUUAGGAGAGCUAGAUCUCACUGCACACGAAAAAAAAGUGUGCAUCGAUAUGUGUCAAAUGUUUCACGUGUCAACGCAAGUUUUAUCGGAAGAAUUCUUUGUUAGACUAAGAAGACAUAAUUAUGUCACGCCAACGUCGUAUCUGGAGAUGAUCAAUACAUUUAAAAUGUUUUUAGAAAAGAAAAGAAAAGAAAUUCUUGAUAGCAAGAAGCGAUACGAAAUAGGUGUGGAAAAACUGGUUACAGCUGGAGCCGAAGUAGCCAUUAUGCAGGCUAAUUUAGAAGCUUUGCAACCUCAACUUGUGAUUGCAGCCGAGAAUGUUCAGAAAACAAUGGUAAUUGUCGAGGAACAGAAACAGGAUGCGUCGGUAGUUGAGAAAAAUAUACAAGCAGAUGAAGUUGUUGCUGGCGAACAAGCCAAAGAGGCGCAGGCAAUAAAAGAUGAUUGUGACAUGAAUUUGGCUGAAGCUAUGCCAAUUUUAGAAGCGGCAUUAGAUGCCUUAAAUACUCUGACUCCCGCAGAUAUCAGUCUUGUUAAAGCAAUGAAAAAUCCACCAAAAGGUGUUAAACUUGUAAUGGAAGCCGUUUGUAUUGUAAAGGAAGUGAAGCCUCAAAGAGUCCCAGCACCAAGCGGUAUGGGUAUGAUAGACGAUUAUUGGGGUCCUUCAUUAAAACUGCUAAGUGAUAUCAGAUUUUUGGAAAACCUAAUGAAUUUUGAUAAGGAUAAUAUACCUACAAAAGUUAUGGAUAAGCUCAGGCAUCAAAUUUUGAACGAUGAGAAUUUCGAUCCUGAUAAGAUCAAGACUGCUUCUACUGCGGCUGAAGGUUUGUGCAAGUGGGUAAUUGCCAUAGCUAAAUACGACAGGGUAGCUAAAAUCGUAGCGCCGAAACAAGCAGCGCUGGCUGUAGCCGAAGGAAUGCUGGCGACAGCAAUGGGUGAUCUAGAAGUCAAAAGAGCUGAAUUGCGUGCGGCCAAAGACAAGGUCGCUCGAUUAGAGGCGGCUUUGGAAGCCGCGAAACAAAAGUACAAGGAUUUACAGGAUGACGUAAACAUGUGUAUGAUGAAAAAACAAAGAGCUGAAGAACUCAUUGGAGGCUUGGGAGGAGAGAAAGACAGAUGGGUACAGAUAGCUUACGACUUGGGGCAAAUAUAUUUAAUUUUAACAGGCGAUGUUCUGCUAGCCGCUGGUGUAGUUGCCUAUCUAGGACCAUUUACAAUGGUAUUUAGAAAUAAGCAAACUAAGAGAUGGAUCAAAAGUUUGACAGAAUCUGGCGUGUUUUGCAGUCAAGAAUUCCAGUUGACCUCAGUAUUGGGAGAUCCUGUAGUAAUCAGAUCGUGGAGUAUUUUCGGUUUGCCGUCUGAUAAUUUCAGCGUUGAUAAUGGCAUUAUUAUUUCAAAUGCUCGACGAUAUGCACUCCUUAUCGAUCCGCAGGGCCAGGCCAAUAAGUGGAUUAAAAAUAUGGAAAAAGCAAAUAAUUUGGCUAUAAUUCGACUUAACCAAGCAGAUUAUGUGAGGAUACUAGAAAAUGCUAUACAGUUUGGACAACCGGUUCUCUUGGAAAACAUAGGUGAAGAGGUGGAUCCGGUAUUAGAACCCGUUUUAGGCCAGCAGACAUUUAAGCAGGGUGGGGCUUUGUAUCUCAAACUAGGAGACUCGAUUGUUGAAUACUGUGCUCAAUUUAAGUUAUAUUUAACGACUAAACUAAGAAAUCCCCAUUACCUUCCGGAAAUAGCUGUGAAAGUAACUUUAGUGAAUUUUAUGAUCACCAAAGUAGGUCUACAAGACCAAAUUUUGGGCAUAACUGUAGCCAAAGAAAGACCUGACUUAGAAGCAGAAAAGAACAAUCUUAUUUUACAAGGAGCAGAAAAUAAAAGGGCUUUAAAAGAAAUCGAAGAUAAGAUUUUAAUGGUAUUGAGCACUUCUCAAGGUAACAUUUUAGAAGACGAAUCAGCUGUUCAAAUUUUAAGUUCUUCCAAAGUAAUAUCAAACGAUAUUGCCGCAAAACAAGCUGUAGCCGAAGUCACUGAAAAGCAAAUCGAUAAUGCUAGAUUGGAAUACACCCCGAUUGCAGCACAUUCCACCAUUCUCUUUUUUUCAAUUGCUGACUUGGCAAACAUUGAUCCGAUGUACCAGUACUCGUUAGUCUGGUUCAUCAAUUUGUUCAAAUCUGGUAUCGAUAAUACUGAACGAGUUGAAGAUGUUCAGCAUAGACUUAGAGAUUUGGAAACAUAUUUCACGUAUUCAUUGUACGUUAACAUUUGUCGUAGUUUAUUUGAAAAAGACAAACUACUGUUUUCUCUUUUACUGACCAUAAACUUAAUGGCUAGUCGCGGCGAUUUAAAUAAAGCAGAAUGGAUGUUCUUCUUAACAGGAGGCGUAGGCUUAGAAAAUGUAAAUAUUAAUCCUACUACUUGGCUAAUUAAGAAAUCUUGGGAUGAACUUUGCAGACUUAACGAUUUACAAGCUUUCCAUGGGAUUGUUCAGCACAUUACUGAUAAUUCCGACAAGUGGAAGGUGCUAUUUGAUUCGGGAGAACCGCAAGAAUGUAAAUUACCUGAACCAUGGGAAACUAAGUUAAAUUUGCUACAAAAAUUGGUGCUUUUGAGGUGUAUUCGAUUCGACAAAAUUGUGCCAGCUGUCCAAAAUUUUGUUGUAUCUCAUAUAGGAAAAAAAUUCAUCGAACCGCCACCUUUCGAUUUGAGCUCGUCCUAUGCCGAUUCUCAUUGUUGCAUUCCUCUAAUUUUUAUUUUAACUCCCGGCUCUGAUCCCACGGGUGUUCUACUUAAAUUCGCCGACGAUCAAGGCUUCGGAACUAACAGAUUAUUUGCUCUUUCGCUGGGCCAAGGUCAAGGACCUAUUGCCAUGAAACUGAUUGACGAUGGCGUAAGAAACGGCACUUGGGUGGUGCUGCAGAAUUGUCAUCUUGCCAAAAGUUUCAUGCCGAAUUUGGAGAAGAUAUGUGAAAAUUUAACUCCAGAUUCUACUCAUCCAGAUUUUAGAUUGUGGUUGACAUCAUAUCCAGCAGAUCAUUUUCCUGUAUUAGUUUUACAAAAUGGAGUAAAAAUGACUAAUGAACCCCCAAAGGGCCUUAAAAACAAUAUUAUCAGAUCAUAUCUGAGCGACCCUGUAUGCGAUCCAGAAUGGUAUGAAGCUUGCAAGCAACCAAUGCCAUUUAAGAAAUUGUUGUACGCUUUGUGUUUCUUUCACGCUUCCAUUCAAGAAAGACGAAAAUUUGGACCGUUAGGUUGGAACAUUCCCUACGAAUUUAACGAGACUGAUUUUAGAAUAAGUGUUAUGCAGCUACAGAUGUUUCUAAAUCAGUAUGAGGAUAUUCAAUACGAAGCUAUUCUCUAUUUAACCGGGGAAUGUAACUAUGGUGGUAGAGUGACAGAUGACUGGGAUCGUCGAACAUUAUCUACUAUUUUGCAUAAAUUUUAUUCACCAUUAGUUGUUGAUAAUGUCAAUUAUCCGUUGGAUCCCACAGGGAUGUACUAUGUCCCAGAAAAAAUAGAAUAUGACGACUACAUCGCCUACACGAGAAAUUUACCCCUAAUCAGCCAUCCAGAAGUUUUUGGCAUGCACGAAAACGCUGACAUCAUGAAAGAUCAACAGGAAACAGAAUUACUUUUCAGAAGUACACUUCUUACCCAGGUUAGUACAUAAAUA